GCACCGCAGAAGCUGCUAAUUGAUUAAGUUUCAGUUAGUUGGGAAGUCAAAGAAUGCUCAUGUCGGUUGCUGCUGCUGGAAUUAUUAUCUUCUUUUGCUGCUUCAAUGCCGUCUGCUAUGCUCAGAAAUCGCCAGCGUAUGGCUUCGUAAAGCAAGCGGCAGAUUCUCCACGGGCGUCGUACCACGACUACAUCAUCGUCGGCGGCGGGACAGCUGGCUGCCCCUUGGCCGCUACCCUCUCGAAGAGGUUCGACGUGCUAGUGCUGGAAAGAGGCGGAUCGCCUUACGGGAAUGCCAACAUUUCCAACCUCGCCUCUUUCAUCGAGAACCUCGCCUACCUCACCCCGACGUCACCCGCACAGCGCUUCGUCUCCGAGGACGGCGUCAUCAAUACACGAGCUCGUUGCCUCGGCGGCGGCACCUGCAUCAACGCCGGGUUCUACUCUCGCGCCAGCCGCCGAGAGUUGAUGGAUAUGCGAUUGAACCCGAAGCUGGCCCACCAGUCGUUCCAGUGGGUGGAGCGAGAGUUGGUUUUCUGGCCCCAGCUGACGGAGUGGACUUCGGCCUUCAGGGCAGGGCUUCUGGAGGCCGGAGUCACCGCUGAUAACGGAUUCACCUACCAGCACUUGGACGGCACAAAGGUCGGGGGAACCACGUUCGACCCAACCGGCCAUCGCCACACCGCCGCCGAUCUGCUCAGGUACGCUGUGUAAGAUGAAGAAUAGGGAGAGAGGAAGAAAUAAGAUGAGAAUAAUAAAAUCUAUUGUUCAUUGAUAUUUGCCCUAAG
This is a messenger RNA of Zingiber officinale, 787 nucleotides long. RefSeq names its product protein HOTHEAD-like. NCBI's taxonomy places the organism in Eukaryota, Viridiplantae, Streptophyta, Magnoliopsida, Zingiberales, Zingiberaceae. The record is from RefSeq and is a predicted model, not a curated record. The transcript has 2 exons. Bases 54 to 713 code for a protein of 219 amino acids.